AUGUCUAUAUCGCGAAUCGAUGAUCUGAUCCGAUUCGGUGAAGGGGCAACACCGACAACAGACUGCACAUGGGCGGGAAAGAGACGUAGUCAAGCUUGGAAGGAAAUCAAGAAGCGGAGCGUUUUCGCGAAAGGAUUCCAAGUUAUUGCAGGGGACGUUUCGCAGCCUCUGGAAGCUUUCUUCAAGCGAUACGGCGAAACAAAACAAAUCCGCGUGAAACAAAUCGGGCCAGCGAACACGGUUACUGCAUUCAUCGAAUACGCAAACAUUGAAUCCCGGAAUGCAUUUCUUGACGAUGCACCCAUGUGGAACAACCGCGAACUCCUUAUUCUAUCGGGAGAGGAUUACUUCGAACUUAUUGCAAAAGAUAGGCACUACAGAGCCAGGGUGGCUGUUGUUGAGAGGCGAGGUUAUGUGCGUUCUAGGAGGCAUCGGUCCGAAACGAAGUUUGAGAUGAAAAGGCUCGCCAAGAGCGUUUUCAAGGGAAUUCCCCCGGAAUUCGCCUGUUUCGAACGUUGGAAAUGCGUUCAUAACAAAACAUGCGAAGUCCUAGUGCGUUUCAAGCUUUUGGACAAGGAAAUCGCAGUGUACAAACCCGAUGAUGAGGACCCCUUUCUCGAGGAAGAGAGCAUACCGUACAUCAAGAGCGCGACAUUGAUGUUCGAAAGUUGUGACGGAAAUGUCCUUAUCGAAGACAUACGGAACACAAUGAAACUGCUCUACAAACUGGAAGAUCGUCCGUUCUCUAAAUCUAUAGAAAACGGUUCAGCAGGGUUGAUCGGCUUCAAGCGGGCUCUCAGCAAAACAGACGUCAUCUGUAUCUCGGAGGUCCUCAAAGUUCGUAAUGGGUUGAAGUUGACGUGGAGUAUCCCUAACGAGGAAACGGAGAGGAAAUUCCAGCUGGAGUGGGUGCGGAUCCUGGCGCUGCAGGUCCUUAAAUUCAAGGGUCUCUAUCGUCAUGAAUAUGAAGACGUGUUCAAAAUCAAACCCGCCACAGGAGGGGACGCAGACAUGAUGGAUAUUGAUUUGGAUCAGGAUGCCGUGAGUCAGACUCCGGUAUGUGCCACUCUCACUGCGACGCAGUGCGGAAAGGCGGAGAAACGAAAGCGUGAGGAUGAAGAGGAUGGCCGCGACGACACUGAAGUACUCUCGCAGGCGCUCUCGGGCGUCCGGAUCACAAAGAAGGCGAGAACGGAGGCAGAAAGCGUUGAGAACGUAAUUGUAAUGUAA
Laetiporus sulphureus 93-53 is the source of this 1230-nucleotide messenger RNA. RefSeq lists its product as uncharacterized. NCBI's taxonomy places the organism in Eukaryota, Fungi, Basidiomycota, Agaricomycetes, Polyporales, Laetiporaceae. The transcript is spliced from 6 exons. The record is from RefSeq and is a predicted model, not a curated record. The coding region runs from base 1 to 1230 and encodes 409 amino acids.